GGAAUCGAUCCUCUAAACCCCUCUGAGUAAGAACGCUCAUGGGACAACCCCUAGGCCGACGACUCUGUUGUCGACCCAACAACAGUUCAAAAGCGAUUCGACAGUAAACAUGGCGCUUGAUUUCGCAGCCACCUACAAAGUCCUCGUGUUAGGGGAUUCGAAUGUCGGCAAGACUUGCAUCGUUCAUCGUUAUUGUGACGAGAGAUACUACGAUACUUAUAUAUCGACGAUAGGUAUUGAUUUCAAACAGAAGAUUAUUAACUUGGACGGUACACCAAUCAAAUUACAAAUUUGGGACACCGCUGGACAGGAACGAUUUAGAACUCUAACAACAGCGUAUUACCGUGGUGCCAUGGGUAUCUUACUGAUGUACGAUGUCACCAGUAUGGACAGUUUCAAUCAUCUGUCUUAUUGGCUUCGAAAUAUUCAGGAAAAUGCCUCACCGGACGUAGUAAAAGUAUUAGCGGCUAAUAAAUGCGAUGCCACCGCACACAGAGCCGUAGAUGCUGAAAGAGGUCAGAAAAUAGCGGAAAAUUUUGAUAUGCCUUUUUUCGAGGUGUCCUGUAAGGAAGAUAUAAAUAUCGAAGAAGCAUUUAUAACUUUAGCUAGGAGAAUACGAGAACAACGAGGACGUCGAGCUAGUUUGUUCGAAGCUUCGGAAAGGGAAGGUGCCGAUAGUGUGAUCAAAGCUCAAUCACCGUCUCAACAGGGUGACGCUUGGAGAUGCACCUGUUAGUCAUCUCAUAGGAAUGAAAGAAGGAAGGAAAAUAAAAAAAAAAGAACACGAGAAAUUCGCUCAUUGGUCGCUGAUAUAUUUCAGGUUUGAAAGAAGGGAAGUAUUUGUUCUUGGACAUCAAUUUUAUUCGCUUCUCCCUAUGGGAACGUACGCAUAGUUACGUUGCUCUUACGAUCAUAUAAUCCUUAUAUGGUGUAUGGAAAAGUCAGUAAAAUAAGAACUUCUAGGAAUUAACGCAUAUGAGAAAAAAGAAAGAGAGAAAGAAAGAGAAAUAGAGUGAAAACAGACACAAAUGGUUAUCGAAUUAAAAUAAAUCGUGACUAAUAUUAUCUUAAACCAAAAAAAAAUUCUGCACAUAUACCGUAUACACUUACACGUAAACACAUAAAUACACGUAUAGCGUACGACGAAUCGUAUAACGUGGCUAAGCAAAAAAAGCAGAUAUGUGUAACUUUGAAGUUACCGCUCGCGUAUGUAAUAAUAAUAAUAAUAAUAAUAUUAACAUUAAUAAUAAUAAUAAUAAUCGUUCAUACGAUACGAACGUUCACAUUUUAAUCUAAAUCGUGCUGUCACUUUGGCGAUUGUUUAGGAUCGUCACCAACUCAAAUUUCCUUAUUAAACAUCGAAACUCUAUGCUAAAACUUAUCGCGAAGAUUAUUUAAAUUAUGAUAUUAACGUAGAUGAAAUAUGUACGUAUAAAUUGAAAAAAAAGAGAGAAAGAGAGAUAGGCAGAAAGUAUGAUACUUUCGUAAGAGGAAUCGUAAGAUUGAAUUAACGCAGAAUAUCGAAAGAAUUGACGGAUCGUUUAUGCUCAUGAUCUCUGAGCUCACUGUUGAUCCAGAAAAUCUAUCAAAAUCUUAGAGGCGAAAGAUCAAGGAGACUGGAUUUGUAUAAUUAAAAUAAAUCAUUGUCAACUCGAUAUUCUAAUUUAGCGUUUAAUUUUAAACAAAUGGUACAUAAAAAUGAUAAACUUUAAAAGGAUAACAGUUAAACAGUAAAAAUAAUUGACUCUUUAAAUCUCAUCGUUUAAUUGAAGGUGCUUGAAAAAAAUAAUUAACACUUAAAAAAAUUAUAUUGGGGAAAAAGAAAUAUUAAUGACAAAUCCUUUCUCCUUGGCCUUUCUAUGCUAAAGAUAAAAUUAAUUGUGAUAGCUGUGUCGAUAUCGAGAAUCGACACAUACAAAAUAAAAGAAAUUGAUUUUGAAAUUAAACCAAAAAGAAAUAUAAUAAAAUAAAAUAAAGUCGUGAAGUGCUGAUGGCUUAAACGAAUUUCAAUUAGGCAUUUACAUUUUAGUACUGGCCGCAGUUAGAAUUUCGUUAAAUCUUACCUCACGAUUUGUCAUGUUUCCAAAUCAAUUUCUUGCACUACGUACAUACAUAUACAUGCAUACGUACACGAACACACACACACACUCACACAUUUGAUGAUAUUUCGAAAAAGAGAAUUUUUCAACUCUUCGUAGAAAUUUCAUUCGUAUCGCUCUAUACUUGCCACCGUAAGCUUUUUCGUACUACUUUCGAUAUAUCGCGCAUUUUAUCAGAUACGAAUACGUAAAUAAAAAAAAUAAAUAAAUAAAUUAUAAGUGACAAGCAAAAUAUUUCUUUUGCUCCACCGAAUUUACAUGCAUAUGUAAACAAAUGCAUACAUUUCGCACAAGGCGCAUUAUUGUAUUAAUACUACUAAUACUAUUAUUACAAUUAUACUACAGAGAAAAACAGAUAGAGAAAGAGAGAGAGAGGGAGAGAGACAGAAAGAAAAAAAGAAAAUUUGCAUUUUCUUUUUUACUACUUCGAAACGAAAAAUGGACAGAUAAAAGAAACGAACGGGGCAUGUUGAACAAAAUGGAUAUAUAAUAAUACUCAGCAAAUGUACAUUUCGUGUUUCAAAACAUUUAGUAAUAAUUACAAUAGCUGUACGUAAAAAAGAGAAGAUAUAGUAAGAAAGAUUUUAAACGAAUGCAAAAAAUAUAAAAUUUUAAGUAAUUAACACUGAGUUAUUAAAAGAGAGAGAUUAUUGUUUUGAAAUAUGAAUGAAAGUUUGUUCGAUAUACAUGCCUGAACAACAAAAAGAAAAAAAGAAAGAAUGUACACCAGAAAUAAUUGGCAAAAUAUGACACAUUUUAUCGAAAGGCCUAAAAAUAAUAUAGAGUACGAAACUUUAACUCGACAUUUCGUCGUCUAGAAUGAUAAUAUCGUGCAAAAAAAAAUAUUUUUGCCGCUUGGUGCACUGCUAACUCCAUGAUAUUUAAAUAAAUAUAUCUAAUGUGAGAGAAUUAAAGUGCAUUGUGAUUAUGCGUAUCCGUAAAAAGAAGAAAAUGAGAAAGAAAAGUUUCCUCUGCAAGAUGACUAAAAAAAAAGAAGAAGAAGAAGAAAGAGAAGAAACAACACUUAUGAUUAAGUAGAUGUAUCAACUGUGACGAUAAUAGAACAAAUACGAUAAUGAUUUCUUAUUUCGGAAGUUUUUAGAUAAAAAUUUCCUAACUUGUCGUAUAUGAUUUCGCACGAUCGUUCCAAUUAACCUGAACAUAUAUAUGAUCAUUUCGUUACAAUUCUUGGUGUUCAUAAGAAAUAGUAGCUUUCGCUUUUGGUACGCUUGAAAUGAUACUUAAACCAAAAAAUGGGGUUGAUAGCAAAAUUAUCGAAUGAUUUUAGUUAGAAAUUUAGCGUAUUACAAUUUUUAUUCGAGAGAAAGAAAGAAAUAAAAAAAUAAAAAGAGAAUAAGAAAAUGUAUGUUCUGAUACGCUGUCUACGGCGUCCAAUUACGUGCCACUAUCUACGUGCGAUAUUUGAUUGAAGCGCUUUGAUAAUCAUUGAAAGAAAAAAAGAUAAGAAGAAA
Messenger RNA from Polistes canadensis, 3571 nucleotides. It is a transcript of the gene RabX4, whose product is annotated as ras-related protein Rab-8A. Gene Ontology annotation, molecular function: GTP binding; GTPase activity. The record is from RefSeq and is a predicted model, not a curated record. NCBI's taxonomy places the organism in Eukaryota, Metazoa, Arthropoda, Insecta, Hymenoptera, Vespidae. The coding region runs from base 110 to 736 and encodes 208 amino acids. The transcript has 5 exons.